This is a messenger RNA of Aplosporella prunicola CBS 121167, 1191 nucleotides long. RefSeq lists its product as uncharacterized. Gene Ontology annotation, biological process: epoxide metabolic process. The transcript has 2 exons. Bases 1 to 1191 code for a protein of 396 amino acids. The record is from RefSeq and is a predicted model, not a curated record. Lineage: Eukaryota; Fungi; Ascomycota; Dothideomycetes; Botryosphaeriales; Aplosporellaceae. Gene Ontology annotation, molecular function: epoxide hydrolase activity.
AUGACCGAUAUCAAACCAUUUGAUCCUACGAUCCCGCAAGCCGAAGUCGAUCGUCUAUACCGUAAGCUCAAAGACACGCGUCUCCCGCAGCAACCAAUCGUGCCGGACGCCGGAGAAGAUUAUGGAGCGCCUUUAGACUGGGUACACAGGCUGUACAAUGUCUGGAAUGACGACUACUCUUGGGAAACUGCACAGAAGGAAAUCUCAUCCUGGCACCAUUUCACGACCAAUAUCGAGGACCUAACGAUCCACUUCAUACAUGAGCGCGCCAAAACAUCGCCAUCUGGCUCCAAAAAGAACGUGAUACCCCUCCUACUCGUCCAUGGCUGGCCUGGCAGCUUCUACGAAUUCUCUCGCGUCAUCGAGCCCUUGACGUCUUCCCAGGGCGAUGCCCCAGUCUUCGACGUUGUCGUCCCCUCGCUUCCCGGAUACACCUUUUCCUCCGGUUCUCCUCGACGCGGCUGGAUGCUACAAGACACCGCACGUGUCUACGACGCACUGAUGCAACGGCUUGGAUACUCUUCAUACUGCGCGCAGGGUGGGGACUGGGGGCACUGGGUUAUACGCGAGCUGGGGUCUGGGCGCUAUCCCGCGUGCCGUGCAGUACACACGAACAUGUGUCCCAGCGAGCCACCUCCAGGCGUAGAAGAGACUGAGCGAGAGAAGGUUGCGAAAGAACGCAUGGAAUGGUUUGUGGGGCGUCCGGGCUACGAGACACACAUGGGAUACGCGAUCGAGAUGCGUACAAGGCCUCAAACUCUGGGCAUUGCAUUAGCAGACAACCCAGUUGGGAUCAUGAUGUGGGUCGGUGAGAAGUACGAAGAGAUUGUGGAUCCGAAGUACAGGAGCUUGGAAGACAAGGAGUUCGUGAACAGGCUCCUGACGACUGUUUGUCUGUAUUUCUUCACGAGUCCCAGUAUCAUGACCAGCAUGCUGUGUUACUACGAAAAUGUGCGGCAUGAGGACUAUGUUGAGUUCAAUCUCAAGGAAGAAAACAGGAUCAAUGUGCCAAUGGGAUUCUCAAACUUUAGAUGGGACAUAGGGCCUACUUCUGCGAGAGCGGUAGGAAGGACGGGUAAUUUGAAGUGGUACAAAGAGAGGGAUUAUGGCGGCCAUUUUGCUGCGCUCGAAGCGCCAUACGAAAUGGUUGAUGACCUGAGGAGCUUUUGCGGAGAAUUUUACAGGGCUUAG